GUUUAAGCCUCCACCAUACUCACCGCCGACGCCGUAUCAUCCUCUCGUGCCACUACCUCGAAAAUGUCUCUUUGGGUCGACAAGCACCGGCCACGCACCCUCGAUGACCUGCACUAUCACGCCGGUCUAUCCGCUCGCUUGCGCGCAUUGGCGGCCUCCGGAGACUUUCCGCACGUGCUCUUUUAUGGGCCUUCUGGUGCGGGCAAGAAGACUCGCAUUGCAUGCACGUUGAGGGAGCUGUUCGGCAAGGGCGCCGACAAGCUCAAGAUUGACCAACGUGUGUUCAUGACACCAACUAGAAGGAAACUGGAUGUGAACCUCGUGCAAAGCAACUACCAUAUCGAGAUCACUCCAAGCGAAGUCGGAAAUUACGACCGAGUGGUGAUCCAAGAACUCCUGAAGGAGAUCGCCCAAACCCAGCAAAUAGACUUGAAUGCGAAGCAACGCUUCAAAGUGGUUGUGAUCAACGAAGCCGAUUCCUUGACUCGCGAUGCACAAGCAGCCCUGCGGCGAACGAUGGAGAAAUACAUGUCGAACCUGCGCAUCAUCCUCUGCGCGAACUCAACGAGCCGUCUGAUCGCUCCCAUCAAGAGUCGAUGUUUGCUCGUGAGGAUCGCAUCGCCGACGGCAGAAGAGAUGGAGAAUGUGCUACGCUAUGUCGGGAGAAAGGAGGGGUUCGACAUUCCUGACAAGGUUGCUCGCGACAUCGUGGAGGACGCAAAUGGCAACAUGCGAAAAGCUGUGCUUGUGCUCGAGGCUUUGAAGAUGCAAUCCACCGACCUCGACAAGCCGAUCACCAUCGCAAAACCUGACUGGGAGACCUAUUGUCAGAAGGUCGCAGAUAUGAUCGUGCAAGAGCAGUCACCAGCGCGUGUGAUGGAAGUGCGGGCGAAGCUGUAUGAGCUGUUGAGCCAUUGCAUACCGGCAACAGUGGUGCUCAAGACAAUUGCAGACCAAGUGGUAGAGCAAGUCGACGAAAGCCUCAAAGCGGACAUCAUGCAUUGGGCAGCGAUAUAUGAGGUCCGCAUGCGAGUAGGCAACAAGAAGAUCUUCCAUCUCGAGGCGUGGGUUGUCAAGGUGAUGAGUUUGUAUAAGCAUUUCUUCUAUGGUAUAGACCUGUCGGAAUUUGAUGAUUAGGAAUGAUUGCCGGUGUGCUUCGUUUCCUCUGUUGUACUAUUAGCGGUAUUGUAUGACUAGCCGGACAUUGUCGAACGGGUGACGAUACCCGGAUGGCCACCCAGCUAUUACCGUGUGGCUUGCGGCUCUCGACGGCAGCCCGAUGUGGUGCGUCGACUUGCUAUACUGUGUUGUGCUUACGAAUGCCCGAAGUCAGUUGCC
Molecule: messenger RNA, 1338 nt
Organism: Laetiporus sulphureus 93-53
Lineage: Eukaryota; Fungi; Basidiomycota; Agaricomycetes; Polyporales; Laetiporaceae
Product: P-loop containing nucleoside triphosphate hydrolase protein
Exons: 11
Coding region: 64-1137 (357 amino acids)
Biological process (GO): DNA repair; DNA-templated DNA replication
Cellular component (GO): Elg1 RFC-like complex; DNA replication factor C complex; Rad17 RFC-like complex
Molecular function (GO): ATP hydrolysis activity; DNA binding; DNA clamp loader activity
Source: RefSeq, a predicted model, not a curated record